This is a messenger RNA of Carassius carassius (crucian carp), 1287 nucleotides long. RefSeq names its product potassium voltage-gated channel subfamily H member 2-like. Lineage: Eukaryota; Metazoa; Chordata; Actinopteri; Cypriniformes; Cyprinidae. The coding region runs from base 1 to 1287 and encodes 428 amino acids. The record is from RefSeq and is a predicted model, not a curated record. The transcript has 6 exons. Gene Ontology annotation, molecular function: inward rectifier potassium channel activity. Gene Ontology annotation, biological process: membrane repolarization during action potential; potassium ion transmembrane transport; regulation of ventricular cardiac muscle cell membrane repolarization.
AUGCCUGUUCGACGCGGACACGUUGCGCCUCAGAACACCUUCCUGGACACCAUCAUUCGAAAAUUCGAGGGUCAAAAUCGCAAAUUCAUUAUCGCCAAUGCACGAGUUGAAAACUGUGCCAUUAUAUUUUGCAAUGAUGGUUUUUGCGGCAUGUGCGGCUACACACGUGCAGAGGUCAUGCAGAAGCCGUGUACCUGCAGUUUUCUGUAUGGACCGCAUACUGGACGACCAGCGGUGGCCCAGAUGACCAAAGCCUUACUGGGCUCUGAAGAAAGGAAAGUGGAGAUCUCCCUAUAUAGGAAAGAUGGUGUGUGUUUGCCGUGCUUUGUGGAUGUGGUUCCAGUUAAGAAUGAGGAUGGCUUAGUCAUCAUGUUCAUCCUGAAUUUUGAGCUGGCAGAUCAGCAGGACAGACCCUUCGACAGCUCACCAGGCAGAGAGAUCAACCACAAACACACCAUCCCAUGGCUCUCUAAAGCUAAAAGACGGCGUCUCAUGCUGCCCCUGCCCUUGCUGCGCUCCCUGAGUGGCAGUAAACAGUCUGUGAAUGAAGAUUCUGAAAGAGGCCACAUGCAGCCGAUGCCCCAUAUGGGCCAUGAGUCAGUAGCCCUGGACAAACUGCUCUCCCUGCCUGAGCGCUCUGCACUGGGAGGAUCUCAGCAAUUUUUUUGGGAAGAUAAGGCACAGAAUGAGCCUGAAAGUGAGCCAAGGCCAUCAGAAGCAUCCCCUCCCCUGCCUCACGGCUUCUCUCAGUCCUCCCCUCGUCUGCACAACCUCACCUCAGAGGCAUCUCCAUCAACCUGCAGCAAGGCACACAGCCGCUCCUGCGAGAGCCUGUGUGGCAUGCGGCCCUCACCCUCCACCAGUGACUUCAACUGGGACAGGAAACUGCCCGUCAGACCCAGUAGUGCAGGUGCCAUGCACUACAAAGCCAGCUUGCAGAAUGCUACUUCCGAUUCAGAUCUCAUUCGGCUCCGGACCUCAGCUCAGGGCCCCCGAAUAUCACACACCUUAAUAGAUAUGAAGCCAGACCCCUUAAUCGCUGUUCCACCGGGUGAGAUUGACAUCAUCGCCCCCUGCAAACUGAUAGACCGGACCCAUAACGUGACAGAGAAAGUCACUCAGGUGCUGUCUCUGGGUGCAGAUGUCCUUCCUGAGUAUAAGCUCCAGGCUCCCCGAAUCCACAAAUGGACGAUUUUACACUAUAGUCCCUUCAAAGCAGUCUGGGACUGGGUCAUCUUAUUCAUUUAUCUGUCGACUGGGAGAGGGUGUGGUCUAACCUCAGUUUAA